AUGGACAACCCCAAUAUCAUUGUCACGCUAUACCCCAUUGUUGACACGCCCACGGAUGCUACGAUGAUAACGCUUCGACUACACGACGAUACGAGUCAGUAUGACUGGUCCCAGACGCCCGAGCCUGACGAAGAUGACGCUAGGAAUCGGUCUCCAGAGGCGGCGUACCCCGGGCUCCAGCUGAGAUAUGAUCAUCGUCGGAAACUGCGGUCUGGCUUCGCCUUGGGAACCUCCGAGGGCUGUAACAUCCGCCUGCCCAAAGCCCGCGAUGUGAAGGGCAUCAGUGGGUUUCAGUGUAUCAUCUGCUUCGAUGCGCACGACCGUCUCGUACUGAAGGAUGUGCGCGAUGUCGACCCGGGCACAGGCAAGCGGGUGGACGGCACUGCCAUUCUUAGCGGCGCCGACUUCGCCGAUCGCUCCGAUGGCCGCCAGCAAAUUCUAAUCUACCUGCACGACAACCUCUGCUUCCGGGCCGUCGUCCCGCCUCGUAAUCAUCACCCCGAGGAUUAUCGCACCAGAGUAGCACAGUUCCGACAGGGCGCCACGGUCGACCCGCACGAACUUCCACUGACGGGGCUCGGCCUGGAUGGCGGUGAAUCAACAGCCGGCGUCGACACAGGCAUGCAAACACCGAGCGAAGGCGCCAUCUGGCUGAAGCGUAAGACGCUUGGUCAGGGCGCCUUUGCCGUUGUGACGCGCGUUUCCAACGUGAGCACCGGUGUUGACUAUGCCCGCAAGCAGCCAGUGGACGGUGCGUACUGCGACCUCGAGAGGUGGAGGCAAGAGGCCCGGCUGUUGCGCAGAAUCUCGCACGAGCACAUCGUGCGCUUGGUCGCUGACGACUUCUCGUCAUCUUUGCCCACCCUGGACCUCGAAUAUAUGCAGGGCAGGACCUUGCACUGGCAGAGCAGAGUGUUACAGUUCUCACCCGCCGAGGUCCUCAUGAUCCUGGACCAAGGUCUUGCGGCACUGGCGUAUCUUCACGAACUUGACCCGCCCAUCAUUCACCGCGAUAUUAAACCGGCUAAUAUCCUGGUUCAACAUCGCACUGCCGACCAUAUCCACAUCAAGCUUACUGACUUCGGUCACUCCAAAGACGGCCACGAGCUGCGGACGCGGUGCGGAACUGAACUCUACCUCGCAUCAGAGAUUCAGGCCAACGCGGCUACCCGACAUCGUGCUAAGAGAGACCCUUACACGAGUGCUGUCGAUAUAUGGUCCCUCGGGGUCAUGGUGUACAAAUUUGGCUUUGGUCUUCCGGAUCUCGACUUAGCUGAAGGUCCUGGGUGGUGUCAGGCCAUCGUCGAAAAGCUGCACAUGGAGGACGAAUCGGCCUUGGCCGACUUCUAG
Molecule: messenger RNA, 1350 nt
Organism: Chaetomium strumarium
Lineage: Eukaryota; Fungi; Ascomycota; Sordariomycetes; Sordariales; Chaetomiaceae
Product: kinase-like domain-containing protein
Exons: 4
Coding region: 1-1350 (449 amino acids)
Biological process (GO): tumor necrosis factor-mediated signaling pathway; positive regulation of transcription by RNA polymerase II; peptidyl-serine phosphorylation
Cellular component (GO): IkappaB kinase complex; cytoplasm
Molecular function (GO): IkappaB kinase activity; ATP binding
Source: RefSeq, a predicted model, not a curated record